Messenger RNA from Dioscorea cayenensis subsp. rotundata (Guinea yam), 1132 nucleotides. RefSeq names its product S-norcoclaurine synthase 1-like. The record is from RefSeq and is a predicted model, not a curated record. NCBI's taxonomy places the organism in Eukaryota, Viridiplantae, Streptophyta, Magnoliopsida, Dioscoreales, Dioscoreaceae. The coding region runs from base 19 to 1104 and encodes 361 amino acids. The transcript is spliced from 4 exons.
UGCACCGGACCCGUCGACAUGGCCGCCCUGAACAAUGGCAAAGCGUCGGAGAGGUUGAUGGGAUCUCUGACAGUGGACAGCGUGCGGGCCCUAGCCACAUCUCUCACAGCCACAGAUCACAUUCCUACAAGAUACAUCCGACCUGAAGUCGAAUCCGAGGCCGUCAUCAUCCUCGGUGCGGCAGACGAAGAUGAAAUCCCAGUCAUUGAUUACCACAAACUACUCGACCCAGAGCUCUCUGACGCCGAGUGCUCCAAGCUCCACCUCGCUUGUCAAAACUGGGGUUUCUUUCAGUUGAUAAACCAUGAUGUUCCUAAGGAGGUGAGUCAGAGGAUGAUGUUUGUGAUUGAAGAGUUCUUCAAGCUUCCAUUAGAUGAGAAGAUGCUGUUCAAGCAGCGUCCUGGCCAACCUGAUGGUUAUGGCCAGUUGUUUGUUGUCUCUGAGGAACAGAAGUUAGACUGGGCUGACAUUCUCAUCUAUCAUACCUGGCCUCUUCAUUUGAGAAAAAAUGCAUUAUGGCCUACAAAGCCAUCUACUUUCAGGGAUGCUUUGGAUGAGUAUUCCAUGGAGGAGAAGAAAUUGGCAAAUUGUCUUCUUGGAUUUAUGGCUAAAAACUUAGGACUUUGUCAGGCAGAGAUAACAGGAAACUUAGAGAAUGGAGUUCAAGUUGCGAGGAUAAACUGCUACCCUCCCUGUCCUGUGGAUAGGAAGGUGUUGGGCUUGUCCCCUCACUCUGAUUCUUCAAUUUUAACUCUUGUUCUUCAAGUGAAUGAUGUUCCAGGGCUGCAAAUCAAGAGAAAUGAUAAGUGGCUCCCCAUCAACCCUUUUCCUGGCGCUUUUAUUGUUAAUGUUGGAGAUGCUUUGGAGAUAAUUAGCAAUGGAAAAUACAAGAGCAUUGAGCACAGGGCAGUCACAAACACAAAGAAAGAACGCUUCUCUAUUGCAGUAUUUCAUGGUCCAGAGAGUAAUGGCACAGUGGGACCCCAUCCAGAGCUAGGUGAGCCACUCUACAAGAGUAUGGACUUUGAGAGUUAUACAAAUCUCUACCUAGCAUCUAAACUAGAUGGAAAGAGCUUCUUGGGUCGCUUGAAACUGAACAAAUAAUGCGACUUGCACCUUAUGUAUUCUAUUA